Dovyalis caffra is the source of this 414-nucleotide messenger RNA. The record is from the annotation of a GenBank genome assembly. Lineage: Eukaryota; Viridiplantae; Streptophyta; Magnoliopsida; Malpighiales; Salicaceae.
AUGGCUAAAAAGAAAAAUAAAUCUAGUACAAAUACUUCAAAGGCAACAUUGAGGAGAGAUUUUGAUGAUCCCGUCAUAGCUUUAAAAGCUCCAUCGACACCUAUCUCUCCUUUGGCUGGUUUGGAGGUUGAGGAUUGUUCGGAUAAAGAUGAUUACCUUAAAGAAGAAGUGGACUACUCGAAUUUAGAUGGGGAGCGGAUCUCUCGAUCAAAGUUCUUCAAGACACCUCCUCAUUUGUUGGCGGGGGAUGCCGAUGUUUAUGUUCAAAAUCCUAUUUGCAAGUUGUUGACCCUCGACAAGUUAGAUCCAGAUUGGAUAACACUUUUCACCAUAGUGGAGAGUUACGAUUGGGUAAUAGUUCAAGUGCAUAAGGGAAUUCCCAAGUUGGCGGGUCCUUGGGCACCUCUUGCUUGA